Molecule: messenger RNA, 2371 nt
Organism: Saprolegnia parasitica CBS 223.65
Lineage: Eukaryota; Oomycota; Saprolegniomycetes; Saprolegniales; Saprolegniaceae
Exons: 4
Coding region: 1-2328 (775 amino acids)
Source: RefSeq, a predicted model, not a curated record
AUGAGCUUGACGCUGGCGACCCGACCGAGCUCGCCGCCGCCGGCGCGCCAUGGCAACCACAGGACCGCGCACAUCUGGGAACACUUUGUGAAGCGCGCCGACCUCGGCAAGUACCACAACAACUGGCGCGUCGAGUGCAAGCACUGCCAGGCGGCGCACGAGGCCGGCCAGAGCGCCGCGCCCGACGUGCUCAUCUCGACCAAGCCCAAGAUGAUUGCGCACCUCAAGGGCUGUUCGUUCGCGCCGCGCGCGGAGCUCGCGUACCUCGACCUGCUCGAAGCCGAGCCGCGCAUCCUCGUGCGCAGAGACAAGCCGACACACGUGACGAGCGACAUGCACAGCAAGGACGCCUCGUCGACGCUCGAUCCCGAUGCGCACCUCUCCAAGAAGGCGCGCGGCGACAAGAUCAAGAUUGCGCGGCCGCACGUGAAGCGCACGCACACGUACCAGAACCCUGCGACCGCCCACGUCUGGGAACACUUUCUCAAGCGGCACGACCUCGAAAAAUACUACAACAACUGGCGCGUCGAGUGUAAGCACUGCCGGGCCGCGUACGACCAGCGUGGCGACGACAGCCAAGUGCCCGAGCCCAAGAUUAUCAUCUCGGCCAUGCUCAAGAUGAAGGCGCAUCUGAAAAAGUGCCCGUACAUUCCACCCGGCGUCGUCCUCGCCAUGGACCUGCAGCCAUCGCCGCCCAAGUCGACGGCCGGCCUCGCGGCCAUCCGCGCGCUCGUGCCACGGCGCAACGACAAGUGCAUCGUGGCCGUCCGGUCCGACGUGGAGCAAGAGCCGUUCUGGAUCGCGUGCUUGGUCGACGAGGUCGACACGGCGGCGACGCCGACCGAUCGCGUCGUCAACGUCACGUGGCUCUCCAAGACGAGCCGCGGGUUCUACAUUUACGCCAACGACGACACGGUCCCUUUUGGAUCGAUUCUCUGCGAAGUCUCGCUGGACGAGAUCCACCCGGACGAAUUUGCCAUCCCGCGCAUUUUUCUCGACAAGAUUCGAGAUGCCUUGGCGCGCAACACGACGAUUCCAUUUGUCUACAAGCGCAAGCAGCGGGACGCAGCCGCCACGAGGCCUGGCCACCCGCUCCCGUCGCUCAAGCGUCAAAAGGUCGAGCCGCAGACGUCGUUUUUGACGCUGCCGACGCGACCCGUCGACGUAAGCAACCACCACCGGCGCACGGCCAACUACCACAUCUGGGAACACUUUACGAAGCGCACCGACAUGGACAAGUACCACUCGUACUGGUACGUCGAGUGCAACCACUGUCGGUAUGCCUACGCCCACCGCGGCGCGACGGGGUACCCCGCCACGACGCCCGAGCCGACUCCGUUCCGGUCGACCGUCGCGUACAUGCAGACGCACCUCGACAAGUGCGUGUUUGCGCGGGCGGCCAUGGCGGCCGCGUGGCCAAGCAACACUCUGAAUCCCAACAACAGCAACAACAACAACAUCAGCAACAACAAUAGCAACAGCAACGUGCCGUGGCAAGGUGCACCGAUGCCGGCGAGCAUGCAUCCGCCGUCGUCGUCGAUGCGGAGCGUCGCACCGCCGGGGGGGCACUACCCCCUGUACCACCCGGGCCCCCCGAGUAUGGCGUUUGCAGCACCCCACGGACCACCGGCAUCGUUUCCAAAUGGCCUGCGGCUUGUGGACGAGGACGCGCAGAGCGUCACGAGCAGCGCAGCGUUUGAGGCCGAGCUCACGUCCCGAGAAGACGCGCUCGAGUCGCCCGAGUUUGCGAGUCCGAUGUGGCGCCACUUUGUCAAGCGAAGCGACGUUCCCAAGAGUUACUACUUUUGGAAAGUCGAGUGCAAGCACUGCCGGUACGCCUACGACGUGCAGCGGGCGACGCGCGACGAGCCCGUCCUUCUCAACUCGGACCCGGUCCUCAUGCGCCAUCACAUUGAACACUGCCGGUGGAUCACGGCGCCUGGCGAGAUCAUCGACCGCGUGCUCGCAGCGUCCACCGAGGUGCCGACGACGACGACGACGACGACGGAGUACGACGACGACGCCCGGGUCGUCUUCCCGGCCAUGACGGUCGUGGCCGUGCGCAGCGAUCAGAGUCCGCGGGAAUUCUGGCUCGCGCAGCUCGGGUUUGACGUGACGGCCGCGAUGCUGCGGUCACUCGACCCCGCGACGGUCGACGUGACGUGGCUCGACAAGUCGCACUCGAGCGGCAUGUACAGCUUUGGCGCCGACGAGCCGAUUCCAGUGACCUCGAUUUUAUGCGACUUGGAGCUCGAAGAGGUCGCGCCCGGCGCCUUCCUCGUGCCCCCGCUGCACGUCGACCGGAUCCAACACUAUUUGCUCGUCUAAGAUGUGCUCUAACUCGCUGUAAACAAUGAUGUCUCUUAUCGUU